AUGCCUGGACGUUCAUUUCAAAGGACUAAAGUUAUUGGGAAUUUUAAAGGAAUAAAGGAAUUAAUUGAAGCUAGCCAAUAUGUUGAUGCUGGUGUUAUUGAAGUAACUGCCGCAUUGAAGGAUGUCCCAGACGGGGUUAAUCAAUAUUAUGAGUCACAAGAGCGAAAAUUUGGUUGUUUACCAUGGCGCCUCCAACUUCAGAAAGGGUUUGAUUUGGCACGUGAUCGAUUAGACAGAGAUGUAGGACAAGUUUCUCAUUUUAUCAAGGUCACAUUGCGUUGCGAUUAUACCGAGCAAAGUAAUUGGAUUGCAAAGGCAUCUGGUGUUUUGUCAAUGGAAAAAUGGCCUGAGAAGAUGAAAGGAAAAUCCGAGGCUGAGCGAAAACCUGAACACAAAGAGGUUUAA
This is a messenger RNA of Meloidogyne enterolobii, 405 nucleotides long. The record is from the annotation of a GenBank genome assembly. NCBI's taxonomy places the organism in Eukaryota, Metazoa, Nematoda, Chromadorea, Rhabditida, Meloidogynidae.